UGCCCUGGAAAAGCUCUGGAGCUUGGAGACGGUGCCGGGGCCUGCCCGUGACUCACUGGACGGAGCCGCCGCCCGCUAUCAUGGCCGAGACCGACCCCAAGACCGUGCAGGAUCUCACCGCCGUGGUACAGACACUGCUUCAACAGAUGCAAGACAAAUUUCAGACCAUGUCUGACCAGAUCAUUGGAAGAAUUGAUGACAUGAGCUGUCGCAUUGAUGACCUGGAGAAAAACAUUGCAGACCUCAUGACACAAGCAGGAGUGGAAGAAUUGGAAGGAGAGAACAAGUUGCCUGCUACUCACAAGAGUUAAAGUUGCCAAGAAUUUAAGAUGAACGCUGGAAUACACUUUUUUACAAAUCCACAGGAUUACAGAACAGUUUUUUGCAACUAGUGGAUGUAAAAGCAUUUUAUAUGGUUAUAGAGCUUGCAUUCCUAAUGUAUAUUGUAUAGCUAGAUUUAGGUUAGUAUAUUUUGAUUUGUAUAGUGUAGUUCCACACUUUUUGAAUUCUUGUUAUAAGGAUCAAUUGUAUUAAACACACAUGUUUGAUGGAUCUUAACUAAACUACUGAAUUUGA
Malaclemys terrapin pileata is the source of this 576-nucleotide messenger RNA. Its product is annotated as heat shock factor-binding protein 1. Gene Ontology annotation, molecular function: transcription corepressor activity. The record is from RefSeq and is a predicted model, not a curated record. The transcript has a single exon. Gene Ontology annotation, cellular component: cytosol; nucleus. Lineage: Eukaryota; Metazoa; Chordata; Testudines; Emydidae. The coding region runs from base 81 to 311 and encodes 76 amino acids. Gene Ontology annotation, biological process: cellular heat acclimation.